Molecule: messenger RNA, 2664 nt
Organism: Engraulis encrasicolus (European anchovy)
Lineage: Eukaryota; Metazoa; Chordata; Actinopteri; Clupeiformes; Engraulidae
Gene: scg3
Product: secretogranin III
Exons: 12
Coding region: 256-1815 (519 amino acids)
Biological process (GO): protein localization to secretory granule
Cellular component (GO): secretory granule membrane
Source: RefSeq, a predicted model, not a curated record
UGAUUUCAGCACUGCGGGUACUUAACAGCUCCACAACAGCGCUCGCAAACUCCCCAUCAGCGCGCGCUUCUCCACCGGACAGCGCAGGAGAAGCAACGCCACCGCGAGCAAGUGGAGCUGUCCAAACCUGUCAGCACUUUCUUGCCGUAGUCGUGUGAAGAGGCUGUGCUGCGAGUAGGCUAACUACACGGCGAAUAUACCAGGAGCUUCACUCCUGGUCACAACCCUAUUCAUUUCACGGACAUACAUUCAAGGAUGGCGUCAAAGAGCUUGUGGAUCCUGGUCUUCAUUCAGCUUUUAGCUUUAACGAUACAUCAGUUGUCUGCCUUCCCAACACCUGCCAAUGCUGACGAUAAAACUGUACACAACAGAGAGUUAACGGAGGAGAGACCCGUUCAAGAACAGAUUGCUGAAGCUGACAGCAUCAAAAGGGCAGACACGACAGAAUCAAAAGCCGUGGAGGAGUUGAGUGCCUUGGCAAGCAACUCAGACAGUGAUGACUUUGCAGUGCUGAAGUCACUGGCAGAAAAGUCCAAGCAAAAGGCAAACGAGACCCCCAAAUCCAGCAGAGAGCACUUCGUCCCUGAUGAGGCUGACUCCACCAAGAGCAGGAGGCUGGCAGACGACUAUGACUCCACCAAGAAUGGCAUGGACUACAAAUAUCAAGAAGAUGGCUCCCCUGCCUCGUCGGAUGACCCGGAGAGUUUCCGUCAGCUGGACGGCACUCCUCUGACGGCCGAUGACAUCGUCCAGAAGAUCGCCAAGAAGAUCUACGAGGAGGACGACAGAGGCGUGUUUGACAGGAUCGUGUCAAAACUACUCAAGCUCGGACUGAUCACAGACAGUCAGGCGGACACUCUGGAGUACGAGGUGGCCCAGGCCCUACAGGAGCUCAUCACCAAGAAUGCCAAGGACAACGAGAUCGAGGAGCCCGACAUCAGCAUGGACUACCCCAUCUCCAGGGGAGACGACAUGGACGCCGCACCAGAGGACAACAUGGAGGAGACGGACAGGCUGCCCAGCCGACGCUACGAUGAGGACGAGGAGGCAGCCAACCAAGCCAACGAGGACGCAGAGACAGAGACGGAGGCGGAGGCAGAGACGGAGAGGGAUACGGACGCUGAGGACACGGAGGACACCGAGGACACCGAGGAGAGGAACGCAGCCGCGCCAGACACCACCUGGGACGUGGCCAGCGAGGGGAACGACAGGAACGAGCUGAGCCCCGUGGACAGCCUGCAGGACCUGCAGUACUUCCCCAACUUCUACCGCCUCCUCAAGAGCCUCGACUCAGAGCAAGAUGCUGAGGAGAGGGAGACUCUGAUCACCAUCAUGAAGACCCUGAUUGACUUUGUAAAGAUGAUGGUCAAGUACGGCACCAUCACCCCAGAGGAAGGAGUCUCCUAUCUGGAGAACCUGGAUGCCAUGAUCGCCAUGCAGACCAAGAAUAAGUUGGGCAAGACCCUGGGGAUCCCAGUGCUGACGCCACCCACAGGUAAGCUGACAGACGAUGAUGACAACACUAAGGCAGAGGCAGCCAAGAUGCAGAAGGAGUAUGAGGCUCUGAAGGACUCCACUAAAGACGCACAGGCUGCUACAGAGACCAGCCACCCAGCCAAGUCGGAGACGUAUUUGGAGGCCAUCAGGAAGAACAUCGAGUGGCUAAAGAAGCACAACAAAGAUGGCAACAAGGAGGAUUACGACCUGUCCAAGCUUCGGGACUUCAUGGACCAGCAGGUGGACAGCUACAUUGACAAGGGCAUCCUGGAGAAGGAGGAGGGGGAGGUCAUCAAGAGGAUCUACGGCAGCAUGUAGACACCAGCCCACCCGCUGCUUCUCUCUGCUCCUGGGCCACCUCUCUACUAGGCUAUGGCAUCUACUGUAUGUGAUUGUUCUAUACGCUGACGGAGAAAUGACAAUUAUAUUGGAUUGUACUGUAAACGCCUCCAUCCGACUGGUUAAACUGAAUAUGAAUGCAAUAACGACAACAUUGCUAAGAGCCUUCUAGUAUUGACAGCAUCUGGUUGAAACAUGUUAGCUCUGGGUAGCAAGUAGAUGAAUACCAGUCAAACAAUUACCUGACAAUACUUUUUAAUAAUCUAUAAAUUACUAGCAAAACAAUAACCAAAAAACACCUAUUUAUCGAUCCCGACGGAAACCUGCAAACUAGGACACUGCCUUCCUCACAUGACUCACCCCUCUGUCUCUAAUAUGGAAUGAAUGGGUGAAAUUAUUUUAGACCAUAGAAUGACGAUCACACUUGUAGCUGUUUGCAUCUACUCCUGUUUUGCAAUAGACAACCAAGACCUUUGCAUUCAAAAUUGUAUCCAUUCUGUGUAAUCAGUCCUAGAAUGUUAUUGUUUCUCUAAUGUAAGCAUAACAAUCGUGUCAACAGCUGUUUCAUUCAACCAAAAAAAGUUCUGUUUCGAGGUCAUCCGAGUGGCAUUUCUCUUUAUUCCGUUUUGUUUAUUGUUGUUUGUCCAUGUGAAAAACGGAUCUUUGUUUUUUUUCAGACUUCUGCACCUGCAAUAUGGUUAUUAUCUUUCGCACGUCUCAGUAUGUUUUACUGUUCACUACUCUAGACGACACAGAAUCAAGUAUUUUUAAAUGUAAAUAUGUGAUUUUUUCCAAAAUGUAAACGCGAAUAAAACAUUGCCUUUCUUU